UUUAUCAUCUACAUUCAACAAUUUUUAUAGUUGUACGCAAUGCUUAAAAGCAUUAUCAACAUUAUGUUGAAUUUUAAAUCGAUCCAUCUGAUAUGGAUCGGAUUCUUUCUACUUGUUAGUAUUAGAAUGUUUGUAGAAUCUGAAUCAAGCACGUCUCAACAUCGUAACAAAUAUGAUUUUAAAAAACUAUUGGAAUGCUUCAACAAUGAAUGCUUAAAUGAAAUUUGCGUCACUAGCAAAGGAUAUAUUGGUCUUCAAACACAAAAAUUAUCGCCGGGUAUAUUCGAUGAAAUAGACGGAGAAUUUUUUGAAAAUCAUCAAUCUAUAGAAGAACGAUCAUACGCUGGAAAAAGUUGUGUUAGUGUUGUAUAUCAAAUAAUAUCAAUGCCCAAAAUUGCCACCAAUCAAUUGACAACAGUUCACGGGGAUCAUGUCAUGAAUCUGAUUCCAGAUAAUGUUCAAUAUAAUGCAGGUGAUUAUCGUAUAAAAAUUAAACGAUCAUCCGAUAUUAUGCAAUAUAAAAUAGUGAUGAAUUUGCGCAAUGUAUCUGGAUCGAAUGCAUUCAUUAAAUUUGACAAUUAUGAAAGUUACCAUGAAAAGAUAAAAUUGUCCGAAUUCGUCGGUACAACUUUACACUCAUGUAUGUUGUAUAAAUGUUACUCUUAA
Dermatophagoides farinae (American house dust mite) is the source of this 666-nucleotide messenger RNA. RefSeq lists its product as uncharacterized. NCBI's taxonomy places the organism in Eukaryota, Metazoa, Arthropoda, Arachnida, Sarcoptiformes, Pyroglyphidae. The record is from RefSeq and is a predicted model, not a curated record.